Aegilops tauschii subsp. strangulata is the source of this 4457-nucleotide messenger RNA. Lineage: Eukaryota; Viridiplantae; Streptophyta; Magnoliopsida; Poales; Poaceae. The record is from RefSeq and is a predicted model, not a curated record.
AUGGCCUCCUGUAGAUGCAUUGUCUGGUUUCUCUGUCUCCACACCUUCUUUUGCUGCCUGCCAUUAGCCAUCAGCGAUGAAACCAAGAAUGACAGACAAGCUCUCCUUUGCUUCAAGUCCAAGCUCUCAGGUCCAAGCAGAGCUCUGGCAUCAUGGAGCAACGCGUCCUCGGACCACUGCAGCUGGCACGGGAUCACCUGCAGUGCGCUGCCUCCUCGCCGUGUCAUUGCACUCGACCUCGAAUCCGAGGGCAUCGCUGGCUCCAUAUCCGCUUGUGCCGCCAACCUCACCGCUCUUAGAAGGCUCCAACUAUCAAACAACAGCUUCCACGGCGGCAUACCGUCCGAGCUCGGCCUCCUGAGCCGACUCGCCGACCUCAACCUCAGCAUGAACAGUUUGGAAGGAAAAAUACCAUCCUCACUGGGGAACCUUUCCUCCCUGCUUGAACUUCGUCUUACAGAUAAUGCUUUAGUUGGGAGCAUACAAGAGAGCUUAGGUCAUAUUCAGCCACUACAGAUAUUGACCUUAAAUAUAAACAAUUUAUCUGGAUCAGUUCCGCCAUCUCUCUUCAACAUGUCGUCCCUGAUAUUUCUUGCCAUAGCAAACAACUCCCUCGUAGGACAACUACCCUUCAAUAUUGGCUACACGCUACCAAAUAUUCAGGGCUUAAUUCUCUCAACAAACAACUUUAGUGGCUCAAUCCCAGCUUCUCUUCUCAAAGCUUACCAUCUACGCAAGCUUUACUUGUACAAUAAUAGCUUUACUGGAUUCAUACCAUCCUUCAGUUCAUUGCCAAAUUUAAAGGAACUAGAUUUGUCGUACAACAAGCUAAAAGCAGGCGAUUGGGGCUUUAUCUCUUCGCUCUCAAACUGCUCCAGAUUGACUAUGCUGAUGUUGGAUGGGAACAAUCUCCAAGGGAAUUUGCCAAGUUCCAUUGGAAAUCUUUCCAAUAGUCUCCAGCAGUUUUUUCUAAGAAACAACAAAAUUUCCGGGCCUAUACCGCCAGAGAUUGGCAAUCUUGAGGGCCUCAGUUGGUUGUACAUGGAUUACAAUCUUUUCACUGGCAAAAUACCGCCAACAAUUGGGAAUUUGUAUAGCAUGGUCUAUCUAUCCUUUGCUCAAAAUUUGCUCUCGGGCGAAAUACCAGAUACUAUUGGCAACCUUGUUCAGCUGAGUUCUCUAAAACUGGAUUGGAAUAACUUUACUGGAAAGAUACCUGGAAGCAUAGGACGUUGUACUCAGCUCCAAAAUCUCAACCUUGCUCACAAUUCACUAGAUGGCAGUAUACCGAGGAACAUCUUCAAAAUUUAUUCACUCACUGGAGAGUUGGAUUUGUCACACAACUACUUCUCUGGGGGCAUGCCGGAGGAAGUUGGCAAUCUCAUUAAUCUGAACAAACUUAGCAUCUCAAAUAACAGGUUGUCUGGCAAUAUCCCAUCCACUCUCGGACAGUGUGUAGUUUUGGAGAAUCUUGAAAUGCAAAGCAACUUCUUUGUAGGAAGCAUUCCGCAGUCCUUUGUGAAGUUAGUUAGCAUCAAAUCCAUGGAUAUUUCCCGUAACAGUUUGCACGGAAAAAUCUCAGAAUUCCUAGCAACUUUGAGUUCUCUGGAAAAACUCAAUAUAUCCUUCAACAACUUUUAUGGAGAGGUUCCAAGAGGUGGUAUAUUUGACAACGCGGAUGCAGUAUCAAUCCAAGGAAAUGAUCAUUUGUGUACAAGUGUUCCAACAGGAGGCGUGUCUCUUUGUUCUCCACAGGUGGACGACAAGAAACAGAAACACAACUCAUUAGUUCUAGUCCUCAAGAUAGUAAUGCCAAUUGUUGUCACUAUAAUAAUUUUGUCCUGUAUUGCGAAAAUUUAUUGGAGGAAGAGAGUGCAAGGAAAUACACAUCUGCAAAUAGUCAACGAGCAUAUAAAGAAUAUAUCAUACGAAGACAUUGUUAGGGCAACCAAUAAGUUCUCCUCUGCAAACUUAAUUGGCUCGGGAUCAUUUGGAACGGUUUAUAAGGGCACUCUGCAGUUCAAGAAAGAUCAAGUUGCUAUCAAGGUAUUCAAUCUUGACAUCUAUGGAGCACAAAGGAGUUUCAUUGCAGAGUGUGAAGCCCUACGAAAUGUCCGCCAUCGGAAUCUUGUAAAGAUCAUCACAUCAUGCUCUUCUGUGGAUUCUACCGGGGGAGAUUUCAAGGCCCUAGUAUUCCAAUACAUGCCGAAUGGGGAUCUGGAAAUGUGGCUAAAAAAUAAAACCCUUGGACAUGGUGAAAGAAAUAUUCUGACUUUAAGCCAAAGGAUUAAUAUUAGUUUGGAUGUGGCAUUUGCUUUGGACUAUCUCCACAACCACUGUGCACCUCCGCUGAUACAUUGUGACUUGAAGCCAAGCAAUAUUCUGUUGGAUAAUGAUAUGGUUGCAUAUGUCACUGACUUUGGACUAGCAAGAUUUCUGUUCACUACAUCAAAUGAAUAUCAAGAUAGUUCAGCAAGUUUGGCCUGCCUAAAAGGAUCCAUCGGAUACAUCCCACCAGGUGAGACUAAGCGUAUUCACAACAUGUAGGUUCAGUUUGUUCUUUAUAGAGUCGUACAAAUACUGCAGGUUCUCUAAUUUUAUUGUGCUUGUAAAUGUAAAUGCAGAGUAUGGCAUGAGCGAAGAGAUAUCAACCAAGGGUGAUGUCUACAGUUUCGGAGUGCUUCUGUUACAAAUGAUAACAGGGUGUGGUCCAAUUGAUGAAAAACUCAAUGAUGGUAUAAGCCUUCACGAAUUUGUUGAUGAAGCAUUUAAAAAGAAUAUGCAUGAGGUUGUCGAUCCCACAAUGCUCCAAGAUGACAGCAAUGCCGCUGACAUAAUGAAGAACUGUGUUAUACCACUGCUUAGAAUAGGCCUCUCUUGCUCUAUGACAUCACCCAAAGAGCGGCCGGAUAUGGGACAAGUUUCUACCGAGAUCCUUAGAAUCAAGCAUAUGGCCUUGCAAAUGGGUGUAUGAAGCAAAUAAUAGACAUGACGGUAGCUGGUGACAGAAGUUCAUGUAAAGAAGAAUAGUGAUGUAGUGACUUCUCCAUUUUGAAAUUCAGUUAGACAGUUGGUGACACUUGUAGAAAGUAUCAUUCUCUUUUUCCAUCUCAUUUUCUUUUUACAAGUGAGUAGUAUUUCUACACGCUCGAUCCGAGUGAUCUGAAUUAGAUUAUUUGUGCGAGCAGUGCCGAAUCAAAUCAAGUUAGAUCGUCUAGAAGCUGGCUUGGAACCAGAUUGGGGAUUAAACCUCGAAUCUGAAGUCUGAACAUGACAACAUGAAACUUGCCUGAGAAAUUAAACUAGAACAGGGUCAAGGCCCAAGCCCAUGCCCAAUAUGUGUGCCCAGAUCAAGAACAUAGGCGGCACGAGCUUGUACCUGGCCGUCCCAGAACCCUAAUAUGCCGAAAAAGGAUUUCGCCCCGCUUUAUACAUAAAGCAACGAUCAACAGCACGCGGUACAAAUGCACGACCCACAACACACGCGCACACACACCCAAGGCAGGAUACAAAUGCGCUAUCCCUAGCACUACAAGAGCAUCCGGGGGCUACAAAGGUGGACACGCCACCCCGAAGAAGUGAAGCCGCAUAUGACGAAACGUGGGCUCCAAGGCGGCGCCUUCAAGAAGGGGACGACAUCGGAGCGCCGCCACCGCCCGAUCAGAGGAUCAGAGUUUCCCCUGGAGCAACACGACGGGCAAUGAGAGCCGCGACGACGCCUUCAAGAAUGGAACGAGUUUCACCGCCGCCGGUCCGUCCAAAGAUAGAGCAGGUUUUCACCCCGGCCACCACACACCGCCAUCGAGCGCCACACCCCGGCAACCACGCCGCCCACACGGCCGUGGCAACCGGGCAGCACCAAGCCACGGGCUCUUCCCAUGAGCACCACGGAGCCACCACCAGGGCCGCCGCCCUGGCAUCCAAGACCUUGACACCACCUCACCCGAGACUCGCCGCUGCCCCAACCAAAGAUACGAGGGGACAGGACCCGCCUUUCGCACCCCUGGACUGCCCCCAGUGCCAAACCCAAUAGGCCGGCCAAAACUGACAUCUAUUGACCCGUCCUGCGGCAUUGGGCGCGAGACGAGCUCGGUCCUGUCGCCGGGCGCAAGACGAGCAUGGUCCUGCUGCCGAGCGUGAGACAAGGUCAGUCCUGCGAGACGAGCUCGGUCUUGCUGCCGGGUGCGAGACGACUGAUGGACCGCAGCUGAGAGAGGGCCAACCAUCGACGAAGAUAGCGGCCGGACGUCAAGGAGAUGGAUCGAAGGUCGAACCGGGCCACCUACACACAGAGCCGACGCCAGAAAUCCAGCCGCCGCCAUAGCCAACCCGCCGAGCUGCUAUGAUGCCGGCGCGGCAAAUGGAAAUCGCCACUCCAGAGGGCCGAGCCGCCUUGCCGCCGCCGCCCACAGCCCGAGAUUCAAGUACUUCGUUGUAUGUGUUGACCAUGGACAAUU